Messenger RNA from Komagataella phaffii GS115, 4941 nucleotides. Its product is annotated as Essential structural subunit of the nuclear pore complex (NPC). Gene Ontology annotation, biological process: nuclear pore organization. The coding region runs from base 1 to 4941 and encodes 1646 amino acids. The transcript has a single exon. Gene Ontology annotation, molecular function: structural constituent of nuclear pore. NCBI's taxonomy places the organism in Eukaryota, Fungi, Ascomycota, Pichiomycetes, Pichiales, Pichiaceae. Gene Ontology annotation, cellular component: nuclear pore; nuclear pore inner ring. The record is from RefSeq and is a predicted model, not a curated record.
AUGAGCAAAGAAUGGUCUAAUAUUCCAUUCAUUACCCUUUAUGAUGCAAUCGAGGGGAACCAGGCCGAACUUGUAGCCUCUGCUUUGUCCGAGCUUAAGCAGGAUCUGACAAAUCUCCUGCUUUAUCCUCCCAAAUCAGACUCUAGCAGGAAAUCUCUGGAGUCUGGAAAAGUCAAGUUCACCUCGGGCGAUGAGUAUGAACUAAACAAAGAAUUCAUAAUCGCCACUGUUCAAUUGAGCGACGAACUCAACCUGGAUGAGCUAAUAGCAGCGGAGAUAAAUUACAACGUCAGUGUUACAGACGAAGCUCAACUAGUAAACUCUCUCUUCGAUGGUGGAAAAGCUUCAUUCUAUAUGAGGCGUAGAUUCAUAUUGCUGAUCGUCUCAUACUUGACCAAUGUGUCAGAUUUUGGUUCUCAUUUUGUUGCCAAGGAAUUGGUUGAUAAUUUGCUGAAAUCCUACGAGGUAAUCGAAAGAGAACUAGAAUCCAUAAAACAAUUGGUAGCUAGAACCAAGAUCCUAAACGGGAACAUAGUUCCAAGAAUAAUUCAAGACGGUGUUGACUUCAGAAGAAAUUUUUUGUUUAAAGAGCAUCAACUGUUGGGGGAAAUCAUUCAUGGAGUCGCAAAUAAUAAUUUUUCAACCAUCACAACCGAUCACUUCAAAACUUUUGUUUCCCGCAUUUCUGCCAUAGAAGAGAAUGAUGUCUUCUCGCUAUCAUACAUUCCUAUUGUCUUCGACUACUUUAGCCAUUUGAACGAGCUUCCAGAUUCAGUGGUUGAAGAGCUCCAUUCAACUUACUUGAAAGAGUUAGAGAAGGAAAAUGUUAGCGUCACCUUGGCAUUGGUCGUACUAGUUUUCUUGAUAUACUUCGUCAAUUGGUGUAAAGAAAAGGAUUCAGGAACUACAAAAUAUGAGUUUUCGUCAAGUGUUCAAAACCCCCUGUUGAAAUGCAUUGAAAUAGGAGCUCUGGAAAAGUUUAUGGCCAUUACGAUAAUUCUUUCAAGAGUUGAUAACAGCACCACAUUUUUUGAUUUUCAGUCCCUGCUACAGAAUCACAUACCCGAACUUACGGCACAGCGAUUAUCGGAUGACGAAGGUAGCAAGAUAGAAGUGAUUCUAGAGGAUAAUUUCAAGGAGCUUUUAGUCUCAAUUUUGAACACUUUUAUUCAAGAUUUCAUUUCCAACGGAGCAUUUUUAUUAACACAUCUAAGAAACACAGAAGAGGAUAUCCUUUUGGCUAACGAGGACAUAUUGGAAGAUUUAGAUACUUUGGCUGAGAAUGCUGAUCUUGAACGAUUCUAUCUUUCUGUUUACUAUCUUUACUAUGAUCGCCCAAAUAUCUGCACGCAGUUUUGGCUAGACAAAGACUCCAAUGCGUAUGGGUUUUUGAAAUGGGCUUCAGUCUGCAACUCGCCUUUGAUUAGUUCCACUUACUGCCUGAUGUUAUCCGGACUAUCUUCAGGAGAAGCAAACAGCGUUGAGACAUUCAACUUCUUGACUCAACAAAACUCACAGAAUAUUGUCUCCGGCCCUGGACUUAAUUCACGUAUUAGUUGGAAAACAAUUUAUGAGGCACUGAACUAUUAUAACAAGGCAUUACUAGAGAAUGGCUCCAACAGUAUAACUCCUGGAGUGUUUUCUCAAAAUUUUCAAGAAUCAGUGAUCCCAGAAUUAGGAGAAGACUCAGUCAUCUUUAUUGCCGGAUAUUUUCAGUUAAUCUCAUCUAUUGCAAACAAUAGUGAAAUCACCAAGCUAAAAUUAUUUGAAAAUGACUUGCUUAAGAUGCUGUUUGAAUUUUUGGAGUCUGCUACUCAAAUCACCGCUCCUACAUUGCUAGUUCUACGCUCAUUGAUCGGAACAAACAUAGAAAGCAGGCAUACCAUUUGGAGAGCUAUCGAUAAUUGGAUUUUUAAUUUUCCUAUGAAUAGGCAUUACCUUAGCAGUACGAAGAGUUUUGUGGCUAAGGAUGUGUUUUUCUUAUCUCUCAGAACAUUUGACGAAAUUAAUGCUUUUGUUGGCCUAAUUGAAGCAUUGUUAAGACCAGUCCAAACAGAAGACACGACGCUGUUAGAUCUGACUUUUCCAUUUGAUUUGGGGUCAACAACUCGAAAGAAUGGAGUAUGGUCUUACCUGGAAUUCUUUGCUGAGGAAUUACUGGUCAAUUCCAAUAAAGAUCUUCUUGCCCCAAAGAGUCGUAUCGCACUUCAGACCUCGUUAUUAAAAUGUUUUAAGCAUUGUCUAACGUUUUUCGAUAAUCAAGUUAUUAUUAGUGCUCAAGUGUGUGGCCUACAGAAUCUCAACUCCAUCGUCAAAUGCAAGGAUUUUUUUAAGUUCAUAAGCAACGAACCAGGAUCAAUUGUUACGUAUUACUUGUACGAGAAAAAAGUUUAUGAUGUUCUCCUCGAUAUUGCUUCAUUGGGAAUCGAUGAAUUAACGGUUAAAAAUGAGUCUAGCAAAGAGGCAAAAUUACUUUACUUGAGUUUAGAAGUUAUUGAUCUGUUAUUAGAAAAAGAACCAUUAUAUCUUGAUGAAGUUGUUCCAUUGAUGAAGAAAUCAAACAUGGAUCUUGGUACUCGAGGAUUGAGUUCUUUUUAUGAUACAUUUUUGUUCAGGCUACCUGUUUUGAUUCACAUUGGUCUUUAUAUUGGAUCGCAACACUUAUCAAUCGCAAGAAAAUCACUACAAAUCCUUAGUAAGAUAUCACUGUCUCCACAGUUCUCUGCUGGUUCUUCCUUCUCAUCCGUGGUGAAAAAGAAUCGACUACUUUCUACUUUUGAAACUGUGGACGAAUCAAUUAGACUCCGCAAUUCCAUAAUUGAUCAGUUGGAGAACCCAAAUUCUUUGGCAUUAAAGAUUGAAAUUUUAGAAUUUCUGAACAACAACUUGAGCUCUGCAGAGUCUACUGUUUCUCAUUUUUUUAUUGGUUUUGAUACCAGAAAUUCUUUAGGAUUGGGUAAUACCCAGGACCUCGGAACUAUUGCGUCCACAAGAUCGACACUUAAAACCUUAGUAUUAAUACUGGUAGAUACUUUGGAAGUGUUAACAGAAGGCAAGAACAUUCCCUACAAUGCGAUUAGAAUCCUGAAAUUAAUUUUUGAUAUUGUGUUGCGACUGUUAAAAAAUUCCAACACGUCCAGCUUGAUUACAGGUUUCCUGAGAAACGAUCUGCCUUUCAAUUUUUUCAAGAAAAUAUGUAUUUUUGAACCGAAAAUUGACGUCCAAACACAAUGGGAUGGUCUAUUGCUCGAUCCAGCUCUGUCGCUAUCAAACACUUUCAUCUGUGAAAGUUACGGAGCAGGCGCAUUGCUUGCCUUUAUUAGUCAGAGAGCGUUGUUGCUUGAGCUUUUAUCGCUUGAGCUGCACAAUAUAGCGUCCACUGGAUCUAUUUCUGCAAGAAAGAGCUAUGUUGAUCCGCUAAUUGGAUCAAGUGAACUCAAUCAUGGAUUCCCAAGAAUCUUGGAUUUUUUGGAUUUCUUGAACUUGAAUCUUGUCAAUAAACUGGACCCAUUAGAUAGUUAUUAUCGCCGUUUUGACUUUGAUUACAUUCUGAAAACAUUGAAGCUUAAAACGAUUACACUAGAUGGUGAUGAACGCAAGAGCAUUUUUGAAUUAAAUUCGUUGAACCAAAUGGUAGAAUUGGUUCAUUUGGAAGAAGGCGACAAAUCUUCAUCUACGUUCGAAGAACGACGAAACUAUCUGGUUAACUAUUUCUCCAACAGCAUUUUCUACACUAAUUUUAAGGAACAACAAUUCAGGACGCUCCAUGCAUGGGUUACUCUGGUCCAGAUUAUUGUUAAUGAAGGUAAUUUAACACACGCGGAAAGAUCAAACUUUAUCCUGGAAGUAUUUCAAUCCAUUGUGCCCAGAAUCAACGAUUAUAUUGACAUCGAUAUUCAGUACACAGAGGAACUAAUGACAUUGGUGUUACUGUUGGUGGAUUCGUAUGAAAAGGACCGAAAAUCAUUUUUCACUAAUAAUGAGACGAGUGAGACCACAAACUCACUUAUUGAUUCAUCUAGGCUUUAUCCUUUGUUUAAGAUUUCAAUCGACACAAUACUAAGUCCGUUGUCCACCGGAAUGCUUAGAUCCAAAGCCUAUGUGUUGAUUAGCAAAUUCCUCAACUAUUCAGAAAUUAAUAAGGGAGUUUGUACGGAAGCAUUGAUAUCUAUUCGGUCACACGAUGCAAAACUUUUAUCGUUGGUUUGUAAUGACUCUAUCAUGGGCGAAGGUGAACCUCGCAUUACUUCUAUGCUGUUGCUUGAUGCAUUAGUAAAGAUAUCAUCGAGAUUUGAAAAGAAUUCGUUACAAAGCAAUUUUGUGAUGGACCAUAUGAUUAAAACCAACUUUUUUUUGAUGCUGAUUCGAAGCAUCAAACGAACUGACGAAAUAUUUGGUUUGUGCUUUUCCAAGAAAGGACCUACAAAAGUCCCUUUGGAUGUUCUUCUAUACGAGUUAACUGCUUUCAAAACUACGAUAUACUUCUUGAUUCGAGUCGCCAAAACAAAAACAGGAGCACAGCAGCUUGUGAAUGGAGACGUCUUUGGGGUGAUAAAAGGCUGCAAAUUCCUUUCUAUUGAUCCAGACUUGGGUGUGGAGUUGCAAUUGGUGGAAAAUCAUGAUCAGACUGUCAGGCUCCGCCUUUCGCUGGAUUCACCAUUGAACGUUUCGUCAGCUGUAGGAGACAAAAUUUCUUAUUUUGAGUUGCUUGUGCCUGUUUUUCAACUCACUUUGGCUGUUGUCAUAUCUCUAGCAGGUACCAACCAAAAUGCAGUCAACCAAGUUCAAGGAGUUAUGAAGCAUUUCAAAACUUUGGUAGUUGGUGUUCUGAAAAGAGAAGUCCUGAUUGAAAAAGAAGCCUCCCAGGCUCCAAAUCCAGAAAAUUAUCAAGGGUUGAAACAGUUAUCUUUGCUGUUCACCCAAUUAAACAGCAUUUUGUAG